Messenger RNA from Folsomia candida, 740 nucleotides. RefSeq lists its product as uncharacterized. Bases 1 to 729 code for a protein of 242 amino acids. Lineage: Eukaryota; Metazoa; Arthropoda; Collembola; Entomobryomorpha; Isotomidae. The transcript is spliced from 3 exons. The record is from RefSeq and is a predicted model, not a curated record.
AUGAAUCCAGCACAUGCAGACGCUGUGCAGUUUUCCAACAAUCGAGUUACUGACUCGUCCGCUGCAGCGAUCAAAGGUUUUAAGGAAGUGGCCAAGAAACUCUGUAAGCAAUACAUUAGAAGAGAUUUCUUACAAGCGAGGAAGCUAUUCCGAAUAGUGGAGGAUAUUUGUCCUGUCAAACGACUUGCUAUUUACCGAGCUGUGAAAUUUCUCAUCAGUGUCCGAAAAGGAGACAUCACUGGCUCGACGUGGGACUUCAAUUCUGAAAACGAAGAACAUAAUGUUUAUCCAACACUUGAGGAAAAGCGACAGAUUGACCAAGGACUUGAGGAAGUAGCUUCUAGCAUUUUUAGAGAAGCAAGGGAGAAACUUGGAGAAAAUCAUCAUCAAGUGCAAAUUUGUUGCACAGAUUCUCAGCCCAUAAUGGGAAAUGCAGUCAGUCAAUCCAUCCCCCUCGGUUCAGAAGCUACCAACGUGUAUGAUUUUCCAUCUUCUCUUCAACAACCCCCAAUUCCAGAAAAUGAGAUUCAAAAUUGGUUGCAAAAUGAAGUUUUUUCAGCAUGUUCAAACUUCCAAGAGGAAUCUGGAUUAAUCAACAAUAUUCUUCUAACAUCCUCUGACAUUUCAACUACUACCAAACCUUGCCCCUCUUUAGAUGAUUUAAGUCAUCUUUACCCACAAAUCAGCAGAGCUGGGAAUCAAUCGGGAUUACCCAAUGUUAAAGAAUAGAGGGAUUGGGG